This is a messenger RNA of Strongylus vulgaris, 447 nucleotides long. NCBI's taxonomy places the organism in Eukaryota, Metazoa, Nematoda, Chromadorea, Rhabditida, Strongylidae. The record is from the annotation of a GenBank genome assembly.
AUGCUAAGAAUUCCAUCCCUUUACUUAACGCAUUGUCAGAGCGGACCCAUGAAUAAACAAAAGUUGUUGAAGCUCAUUUUUCAGAUGUGCUAUAGCGAGUAUUAUGCAGUGAACCGUAGCGGUACCGUAAGACAAUACUUUGAUCGAUUUUGUGUGCAUCGCAAACAUUGUCUGGAUCGUGGAAUUGACGAGUCCUGUCAAACUUUGGAGCAGCUGGAUAAAGGAAUUCAGAAAACUUUCUUCAAAUAUCAUCACUCAAAGCCAUCGAGAAAAACGCUCAUGCACAGUCGUUUCUGUUGUUGUGAGACAGAUCGUUGCAAUAAUUUUGAUAGCAAAAUGGCUUUCGACAAAUUUGGCAUCACUUCCACUUCACAACCUCUGCCUUCAAUAUUCCAUGUGAUAUUAACACCUCUUGCGUAUCUUAUUUUGAGUUUUUGCAUUCAAUAA